Messenger RNA from Podarcis raffonei (Aeolian wall lizard), 1171 nucleotides. Its product is annotated as nuclear pore complex protein Nup214-like. The transcript is spliced from 7 exons. The coding region runs from base 47 to 1171 and encodes 374 amino acids. Lineage: Eukaryota; Metazoa; Chordata; Lepidosauria; Squamata; Lacertidae. The record is from RefSeq and is a predicted model, not a curated record.
GAGUGCUUCCUUAACUGAAUCAACUUUGAAGAAUGUCCCUCAGGCGAUGAAUGUGCGAGAACUCAAGAGUAACACCUCUCCUCCAGCUGUUUCUGCAAUAAUAGGGUCAUUGGUUCCUCAGUCUGCUGCACAAGCUGUCCACCAAGUUCUGGCAACUGUAGCUACCAAUCAAGUGAGCCAGGGACCUUCACCAAGCUCACUUAAGGUGCAGUCCCCACCCAGCUCUGCUUCUGUGGCAAGUGUCACCAUGGCAUCUACUGGCCAGCCAUCAGCUGGCAAAAAGAGCACAGGGCAAGGCCCUCAGAAGACAUCAGCAUCCGUGACUUCUGCUCCUGCUGCGCUCACUCCAUCAACAGCUGCCCAGAUCAACAAAGCGUUCACAUUUACCACCUCUGUUCCUGAAGUUAACCUUGAUGCAAUCCUCUCCAAUCUUGCAACAUCUGUCCCUCCAGUAGAAGCAAUACCUUCUCCUCCAAAACAGCUAAGCCAGCCUGAUGCCUUUCCCUUUGGCGGGAACGUUAAAUUUGGAACCCCUCUGGAGAGCUCCUUCACUUUUGGGUCCGCAAAACCAUCCAGUCUUCUGGGAGUCCCCAUGACAAGCAGUGGCUCAGGAGAUCCAAGCCUGGCAAACAGCCAGGUGACCUCAGCCCCUGUGGCCUCCGUCCCUUUCUCAACCUCUGGGAAACUGGAAGGGCUUCCAUUGAAACAAGGAGAUCACCUCUUCCAGGGCACCGCUGCUGGGGAGACCCUUGGGAGCUUCUCUGGGUUAAGAGUCGGUCAAGCCAAUGAGAAUUCCAAGGCUGCCACUACCAAACCUCCACCUGUUAAUGCCACAGGUGGACAGCCAGCAAAAGCGAGUACAAUACCUUCUGGGUUUACUCUUGGAAGCUCUUUGCAGGCCAGCAAACCAACAGAGGCGGCUGCCUCUGUGAUAACAACCAGCUUAACAUCAACGUCUGCUAGCACCAUCUUCAGCAAUGUCCAAUUGGUCAACACAGGGUCUCCUGCUUUCCUUGGCCUUGGAGUGCCUGCAGGGGGUGCCAAGUCAACUUUCACACUUGGGGUUCAAUAUUGGGCUACAGAGAAGAGCAUCAGCAUCUGGCUCUUCUGGAACACCUGGACCAUCAGGGGCCGCACCUGUACAAGCGAAGCCAAAAGGAAUGUCGUCUGA